Molecule: messenger RNA, 2140 nt
Organism: Nylanderia fulva
Lineage: Eukaryota; Metazoa; Arthropoda; Insecta; Hymenoptera; Formicidae
Gene: Papss
Product: 3'-phosphoadenosine 5'-phosphosulfate synthase
Biological process (GO): 3'-phosphoadenosine 5'-phosphosulfate biosynthetic process; sulfate assimilation
Molecular function (GO): sulfate adenylyltransferase (ATP) activity; ATP binding; adenylylsulfate kinase activity
Source: RefSeq, a predicted model, not a curated record
UUUUGCGCCACUCCUGCCGCAAUUGUGUUCACGCAGCACGCAGUUUAGUAUAGUUUAGUAAGCCACCGUCGAUCGACGAGGGAGCAUCGUGCAGUUCGUGCAUCGUUCAGUAUUACUUAUGAUUGCGCUUUACGCGAGUGCCACGUAUAUACAUAUUCGACUGCAGUCAUGUCGCUGAGCAGUGAGGAUGCUUUGCCACCGCCAAAUAAAAAAUUAAUGACUUGUGCAAACGUAUCUGAACAAGCGCAUCAUGUAUCCAGAGCAAAACGGGGACAAGCAAUCGGCAGUAUUCGAGGUUUUCGAGGUUGCACAGUAUGGCUAACUGGACUCUCAGGUGCUGGCAAGACUUCCAUCUCAUUCCAGGUAGAAGCUAUCUUAGUGAACCACGGUAUUCCAGCUUACAGUCUAGACGGCGAUAAUGUCAGAAGCGGUUUGAAUUGCAACCUGACCUUCAGCAAACAAGAUAGAAAGGAAAAUAUUAGAAGAGUAGCUGAAGUAGCGAAACUCUUCGCCGAUAGUGGACAAAUUUGUCUCUGUAGCUUUGUCUCACCUUUUGAAGAGGAUAGACAAAUGGCAAGGCAAAUUCAUAGAAAAGCUGACUUGCCUUUCUUCGAAGUGUUCGUAGAUACACCUUUGCAGGUUUGCGAAGCCCGUGAUACCAAGGGUCUCUAUAAAAAAGCCCGGCAAGGCACCAUUAAAGGCUUCACUGGCAUUGAUCAAAUGUAUGAGAGGCCUACAAAACCUGAUUUAGUUGUUAAAACCGAGGAUUGCACUCCUGAAGAAUCCGCCGCGACUGUAAUUGAACUUUUAGAGCAGCAUCAUAUUAUUCCACAGAUUCAAAACCCGAUUAGAGAACUAUUCGUGCCAGAUUCGAAAUUGGCUUCCACGAAAAUGGAAGCAGAAACUCUGCAAUGUGUGGAAAUUAGUGAACUUGAUGUGCAAUGGCUACAGAUUCUAGCAGAAGGAUGGGCGACACCAUUAACUGGCUUCAUGAGGGAGCAUCAAUAUCUUCAGGCUCAACAUUUGCGAUGUUUGCUCGAAGAUGGUAAGGAAGUAAACCAAUCGAUACCAAUCGUUCUCGCGAUAAACACAAGUGAUAAGAAUCGUUUGGAAGGUUCUUUCGCUGUAACUUUGAGACACAAAGGCAAAAUUUUGGCAAUUCUACGAAAACCAGAAUUUUAUUUUCAUCGAAAAGAAGAGCGCUGUAGUUGGCAGUUUGGCACUAACAACUUGGGUCAUCCAUAUAUUAGAAUGAUUUAUGAUUCUGGCGACUGGCUGAUGGGCGGCGAUCUCGAAGUGCUGGAGAGAAUUAGGUGGCACGACGGACUCGAUAAAUACAGACUAACACCGAAUGAAAUUCACGCCAAAUGCAGAAAGAUGAAUGCCGACGCUGUGUUUGCCUUUCAAUUAAGAAAUCCCAUUCAUAAUGGACAUGCACUGCUUAUGCAGGACACGAAGAGGUUGCUGGAAGAACGAGGUUUCAAAAAUCCAAUACUCUUACUUCAUCCACUCGGUGGUUGGACGAAAGAUGAUGAUGUGCCUCUAUAUACCAGAAUUCUGCAACAUAAAGCAGUUUUAGAGGAGGGUGUGUUAGAUGCUAAUUCAACACUCCUAGCUAUCUUCCCCAGUCCAAUGAUGUAUGCAGGACCAAUUGAGGUACAAUGGCAUGCAAAAGCAAGAAUGAAUGCUGGCGCCAACUUCUAUAUUGUAGGCAGAGAUCCUGCAGGUAUACCACAUCCUAAUAAAGAUGCUACUCCUGAUGGCAAUUUGUAUGAUCCCAGUCAUGGUGCCAGGGUGCUCUCUAUGGCUCGAGGACUUCAUAAUCUCGAAAUAAUCCCUUUCAGGGUAGCCGCCUAUGACACACAAAAUGGCAAGAUGGCAUUCUACGAACCAGAACGAAAGCAAGAUUUUGAGUUUAUUUCGGGAACUAAAAUGCGAGGAUUAGCAAAAGCAGGACAGAAUCCCCCAAAUGGUUUCAUGGCACCUAAAGCGUGGCAAGUGCUUGUACAAUAUUAUCAAAGUCUAGACAAGAAUUAAACUUGGAUUUGCUAAUGAGUAACAAAAGUUAGAUUUUCACUCAAUUUUAGACGAAUUUUUAUGAUAUUUUAUUUAAGAUGCAUUUAUUGUGUAUGUGCGUGCG